UAUUUAUUAUUUAUUUAUAACGUUUUUAUAUUUUAAAAACGCUCCUAUUUUUGACAUAAACGACAGUUAACACACCCACUGACGUAUAAUGUCAAAUCCACCAAUGGUGGUGUUUGCAGCAGGCAGUGUUUGUGUUUCAUGUUUUACGAUUUUAUAGUAUGUGGUUGAACGAGAAAGAAUAAAAUUGAAAUAAUUAAAACGUCCAUCUAAUUUUAAUCCCAGUUCGUAUGUAGUUGAACCUAAUUUUAUCUAAAUGGCAUUGUGAAAGAACUAAAUAUAAUUGUGUUAAAUCGUUAUAAUGUUUCGUCUUUGUUUCGGAAUAUUUCGACCAACAUCAGUUUCGUUUUGGGCUGGAAUUACCAUAUUUCAAUUAUCAGGAAUUUGGAUAAAAUUAUCUUGAACUUUAUUUCAGAUAAUGAAUUUGUUUUUUAUCGUCCAUCCCUCUGUGGUUGAAAAAUGAGUUCGAGGCCGAGCUCCGGUUCGAAAUUAACGUCGGGGCAUAGAAGAUCGGAGUCGAGUACUCAUCACAGACAUAGUUCAGGUAGUUUCGCUCAAAAUAAAUCCGAUUCUGGUCAAAGCAUUAAUUCCGAAUACAAUGUUAAUCAAAAAUACGGACAUCACAGGUCGAAAUCUAAUGUGGCCGAAAGAGAGAUGGAAAAAGAAUCGACGGUUACGCCGAAAUCUUCUCUUAGACUCGAUUUUCGUUCUGAGGGUCGUAAUACCAGACCUACGUCUCUUUAUCCGCUCAGAUCUAACGAUAGCGGCAUUAUAGGUCACGAUCCUGUCCAACCGGAACGAGAACCCCUAAGGUUCGACGUAACUUUAGUUGGAGCGCCCCCGGAAGUGGAGCAGCUAGUUAACAAUAUAAAACAGGUCGCAGAGCAGUUUUUGUAUCACUGGAAGACAUUUCCCAUAAUUCUUCCUAGCCCUGUAUCUCAUUGCGAUUUGUUUACGACAUCUCAGGUGUCUUCGGACGGGUCUCUAGGUAAACUCAAAUCGAAAUAUCAUUUGAGAGAUCUGUUUAUAGCGCCAUCUUUUGAUGAACUCGACGCCGUUGCUGUUGAUGGUAAGGGGGAACCGAGGAGAUUGACUGGGAAGCAGCUCGAGUAUAUCAGGGAAAGGGGCUUGCACAAGGACAAAUUUGGAAAACCAAAAAGAUUGAAGCAGGAACAACUAGAAAGUAUUAGAUUAAAUGGUGUUUUCGAAGUGGAAUCGUUGAAUUUUCCCGGACAAAAACACAAAUGGAAACUAUCUCAAUUUUUACAGAAGGGAUUGUUGAAUAGUAACGAUUCACUAUUGAACGAUUUAGCUUUAGCUGUUAGGUUCAUCGUUGUAACUGCCAAAGGAAGGCUAGUGUCUCAUUUCUUUAGUGUUUCUCGAGCAGCUAGUGCCUUGUUGGCGGGAUUCCUUCGAAUUCUGGAUGUUCUUAUAGGGAUACCCAGUCUUCAAGCUCACAAUUUAGAUGCUAAACUUAGAGAAGAGAGAAAUAAAUAUCUUGUUGCCGAAUUAGUGUGUAGGCCUGAAAACGAAGAUUCCCUCGAAGUGUUGUGUUCAUUUAUCCGUAAACAGCUGCGAAGGGCCGCGACGGAAAAAUUCGAAGUUACAAGAGAAUGUUCCCAACCGCCCGUUUCGGUCCCCUACAAAUUCCUAACGCCCUCAGGUUCCGAAUUAGAUUUGAGACUAUGGGACAGAUCCCUAAUGAGAAAACUACUCCCGAUAUUAGUUUCCAUAUUAGAAAGAGAAACUAGAGGGUGGUUUCUACAUUUUAGAGAAAGACUGAUAGCAGAAUUGAGGACUCAAAAAAUGCCAGACGAGGAUAUCGAAAAGGAGGUAAACGAGGCCGUGAUGAAGGAAUAUCUUCAAAGGGUGUACAACAGCAUCCUGUCUCACCCCGAUAUCAUGGCUCUUGGAGAAGAUUUUGGUCAAUUGUUGGUGCAACAAGCUCAGAGUGUGGUUCUGAUGCAUCGAGCCGUCGAGAACGUCCAACAUCGUUUGUACAAAUCCCAAGAGGAAGUGAAAGUUCGAUUGUGUAACACCCAUCCGGUUUUGUCGAGGAUCGGGCCGUGGUUGAGGGCUAAACUCGGUGCGGCAGAGAGUAAAUUUAGUUUGGAGAAUCAGUGGAGCGCCCACGAAGAGGCUCUGAUGCUUUGUAAUUCCCAAAGGCUCGUCCAGACCGUCUAUUUUCUAAAUAGAGAUUUGACUUUUAUGAAAGAACGCGAACCGGCUUUGCUCAGAGAACUGCGCAAAGACAAAAUACCGACGAGGAACUUUUUGUGGCCGACCCAAAUAUGGUUACCGAAAAAUUGGGUGGUCCGACGAAAUUUCCAAGGGCAAUCCGAAAUCGUACCAACGGUCCUGAGCAAACAAGCCACCAGCAUCACCACCCCGAGAUCGGAUCCGAGUCAACCGGUGUUUUUGGUCGAAAAAGAAACGAUCCGGACGACGACGACGCGCUGGCCCCUUUGGAGGAUCUUCAAUUAUUUCCACCGCACUUGGUGUUGGACAUGGAAUGCGAUGUUCUUUUUCGGCGUCGUCCUACCUUGGUGCAGCCCAGUCGGUUUGAGGGCGUUGUUCUGUUUGGAACCGUUCAUGGCUGAUCUGGAAUUGUCCCAAAUCAAUGGGACACUUUUUCCUAGAAAGAGCAGCUUGACGCCGACCCUAAUGUCGCGAUUGUUGAAUCUGUGGAGGCACAUUUCCAAAUCGAGGACCCAUUUUGAAACCAAACCCGAUACCGGUUUUAUUGGGAAAGGACUCACUAGGCAUUUGAAUAGGAUUUGGAAUUAUUUUAUCAAAGGAUUGUUUGGAACGUUGUUGAUCGUUUUGGUGUUUCCCGUUGUUUGUUUUUUGGUGACUUUUGCGAGUUUUUUUGUUGCCGUGACUUCGGUCGUUUGGAUGCCGUGCCUGACGUUGGUGGUACAAAUUACUAAUUGUCUAAUUUACGAUCUGGACAGUCCGGAAUUGAAGAGGAACAGAUUUUUCGUUAUAUUCGAGGCUGUCUUAUGGAACAUAUUUAUACAGGGUUGCGUCCAACCCUUAAUCGCCUUGGUUGUAGCGGCGUUCAUCUGUCCGAUGAUUUCGCUCGUUAUUUUAGCCGGUGGUUUCGUACGUUAUUGGUUACGUCUCCUGUGGGACGCAAUAAUUUUCCAUAUGUUGAUAAAAAAACGAGGCCGUAUACCGGCCAGCGACAGUUUCGCUGUGAAAAGAAUAGCGGGACCCGGUCUAGCUUCCGAUUACUAUUUCCAAAUCAGUCCGGAACAAGCAUUGGCGGCGUUCGAAGCCAAAAUGGAAUGGGACGAAUUAGCGGCUUAUCAAGCUCUCGUCGAAAAUACUAUUCUGCAACCCCAGAAAGAUUUUAGUCAUUUUGUCGAAGCUUGUUUCGGUAGUUUUUCUACUCAAUUAGCCAAAAACGGACCUUAUCGAAGUUUGGAGAAGGAGGCGCAAGAUUUGAUGGGCAUAUUGCACGAAAAAUUGGAAAAGAGAAGAAGAGAUUUGCAGACUGGACUCAAUGUUUCCGUUAAGAGUAAAGUUAAAUUGAGUACGCCAGAUCUAAAGGUCGCAAUCCAACAGGGAGCCCUCAUGUUAGAGAGGUUCUAUCCCAAACAGAUAAUACCGAAGUUGGGAUGUACGGAAGACCAAUUUUGGGACAGUAGGGCUCUGAGCCCCGGCGAUUGGGCGGGUUUAGCCGGUCUCUUAUAUUCCGAAUUAUUCAGUUUGGAUUUUUUGACUCCUCUAGAUCAUUCCGAUACCAGUUUCAGACUCGAUUCGCAUUCGCAAGUCGAUUUGAGUCGUUACACAGAAAUGGUUCAAUGCGCCCAAUUGGGUGCCGGAGGUCCGGAUCUGUUAGGGAACGUUUACACCCCUAGGGGAAACAUCCAAGUGCAUUCUCCCUACCUCGACGUGUCCGCAUUUAAUCCUAGAUGUAAAUCGACUGCCACCGAAAGAAAAACUGAAAAAACAGAUGAUUCUUCCGCCGUAUUGGGUUCGUUGAGAACGAACCGAAGGGCGACACUCUGGAUGCCCUGGAAGAAACGCAGCCGUCCUUAUUCCCCGGAUAAAAUGAUGAUACCUUUACCGAUACCUCAUCCGGCUCACAUAGCAGUUACCAUCUACAACAGGGAUUCCGAUGAUCCCAUACCAUUAGAAUCUGACAUAUGUCAAAGUAUCCUUAGAGGUAUAGAAGAAAGUCACGUGUCACCGGAUGACAGCGGUAUAGGUAGAUUGAAAGGAGGAAUCGAUUCAUUUGGCGGUACGACUAGUUCGAGUUCGAAUACGCUCGAUAGUCAACCGAUCGAAGAACCGAACGAAUCUUCUGACGGGGGGGUUUAUCGAUGGACGUUGAGCAAUUGGAGCGGCGGCGGUAGGAAGCGGCUGAAUUCCGGUAGCGUCCGCGUCGAUUUGGCCAGUCCGGAAGACGUAACUUUAGACAGCGAUAGUACCAGGGUGGUUUUUUGUACAUACGGUACAACCGUUUAAAUAUCAGCAUAAUUUUUUUAAUUUUUUUCGAAUAAGCUUUAAAUAUGAAAUUAACCUUAA
This is a messenger RNA of Diorhabda carinulata, 4533 nucleotides long. RefSeq lists its product as uncharacterized. The record is from RefSeq and is a predicted model, not a curated record. Bases 457 to 4473 code for a protein of 1338 amino acids. The transcript has 16 exons. Lineage: Eukaryota; Metazoa; Arthropoda; Insecta; Coleoptera; Chrysomelidae.